This is a messenger RNA of Oryctolagus cuniculus (rabbit), 9996 nucleotides long. It is a transcript of the gene SPTB, whose product is annotated as spectrin beta, erythrocytic. Lineage: Eukaryota; Metazoa; Chordata; Mammalia; Lagomorpha; Leporidae. The record is from RefSeq and is a predicted model, not a curated record. Gene Ontology annotation, molecular function: structural constituent of cytoskeleton; phospholipid binding; actin binding. Gene Ontology annotation, cellular component: spectrin.
CCGCCCCCGCCGCGGGACUAUCUGGUCCCGGCAGCAGCGAUGUCCCCCGGCAGGAAUGUCCCUCCUCAGAUAAUGUUAUUUAUAUCUCUGGGCGGGUCCGCGGCUCGGCAGCACCAGGCGCCCGGCGGCCGCUGUGCCAGGAGCCCCGCGCUGCCCUCCUCCCCCUGCGCCGCCGCCGCUGCCGCCGCCGCCCCCGGGCUCCGGGUGGCCGCCGCUUCAGCCCCAGCGCAGGGACCCUUCCAUGAGGACUGAGGCAGGCGUCGCUGCUGAGAGGAGCCUGCUGACAUGACAUCGGCCACGGAGUUUGAGAACGUGGGCAACCAGCCGCCGUACAGCCGGGUCAAUGCCCGCUGGGACGCCCCGGACGACGAACUGGAUAAUGACAACAGCUCGGCCAGGCUCUUCGAGAGGUCCCGGAUCAAGACCUUGGCAGACGAGCGGGAAGUUGUUCAGAAAAAGACCUUUACGAAGUGGGUGAACUCCCACCUGGCCCGCGCAUCCUGCCGCAUCACGGACCUCUACAAGGACCUGCGGGAUGGCCGGAUGCUCAUCAAACUGCUGGAGGUGCUCUCCGGGGAGACGCUGCCCAAGCCCACCAAGGGGAAGAUGCGCAUCCACUGCCUGGAAAACGUGGACAAGGCCCUGCAGUUCCUCAAGGAGCAGCGUGUGCACCUGGAGAACAUGGGCUCCCACGACAUCGUGGACGGCAACCACCGCCUGGUCCUCGGCCUCAUCUGGACCAUCAUCCUCCGCUUCCAGAUUCAGGAUAUCGUUGUCCAGACUCAGGAAGGCCGAGAGACACGCUCAGCCAAGGAUGCAUUGCUCCUGUGGUGCCAGAUGAAGACGGCAGGCUACCCCCAUGUCAACGUCACCAACUUCACCUCCAGCUGGAAGGAUGGCCUGGCCUUUAACGCGCUGAUACACAAGCACCGGCCUGACCUGAUCGACUUUGACAAGCUGAAGGAUUCCAAUGCCCGCCACAACCUGGAGCAUGCGUUUGACGUGGCCGAGCGCCAGCUGGGCAUCAUCCCGCUCCUUGACCCCGAAGAUGUCUUCACAGAGAACCCUGAUGAGAAGUCCAUCAUCACCUACGUGGUGGCAUUCUAUCACUACUUCUCCAAGAUGAAGGUGCUGGCCGUGGAGGGCAAGCGUGUUGGCAAGGUCAUCGACCACGCCAUUGAGACUGAGAAGAUGAUCGAGAAGUACAGCGGGCUAGCCUCGGACCUGCUCACCUGGAUCGAACAGACCAUCGUCGUCCUCAACAGCCGCAAGUUUGCCAACUCGCUGGCCGGCGUCCAGCAGCAGCUACAGGCCUUCAGCACCUACCGCACUGUGGAGAAGCCGCCCAAGUUUCAAGAAAAGGGAAAUCUGGAAGUCCUACUGUUUACCAUCCAGUCCCGGAUGAGAGCCAACAACCAGAAAGUGUACACACCCCAUGAUGGGAAGCUGGUGUCCGACAUCAACCGGGCCUGGGAAAGCCUGGAGGAAGCCGAGUAUCGGCGGGAGCUGGCCCUGCGGAACGAGCUCAUCCGACAGGAGAAGCUGGAGCAGCUGGCCAGGAGAUUUGACCGGAAGGCCGCGAUGAGAGAGACGUGGCUCAAUGAAAACCAGCGCCUCGUGGCCCAGGAUAACUUUGGGUACGACCUGGCGGCUGUGGAGGCCGCCAAGAAGAAACACGAGGCCAUCGAGACCGACACAGCAGCCUACGAGGAGCGGGUGCGGGCGCUGGAGGACCUGGCCCAGGAGCUGGAGCGAGAGAACUACCACGACCAGAAGCGCGUCACGGCCCGCAAGGACAACGUGCUGCGGCUGUGGAGCUACCUGCAGGAGCUGCUGCAGGCCCGGCGCCGCAGGCUCGAGACCACCCUGGCGCUGCAGAAGCUGUUCCAGGACAUGCUACACAGCAUCGACUGGAUGGACGAGAUCAAGGCUCACCUCUUGUCGGCUGAGUUCGGGAAGCACUUGUUGGAGGUGGAGGACUUGCUACAGAAACACAGGCUGAUGGAGGCCGACAUCGCCAUCCAAGGGGACAAAGUGAAGGCCAUCACAGCAGCCACCCUGCAGUUCACGGAGGGCAAAGGGUACCAGCCUUGCGACCCCCAGGUCAUCCAGGACCGUGUCAGCCACCUGGAGCAGUGCUUCGCGGAGCUGAGCAGCAUGGCGGCCGGGCGGAAGGCACAGCUGGAGCAGUCCAAGCGGCUCUGGAAGUUCUUUUGGGAGAUGGACGAGGCCGAGAGCUGGAUCAAGGAGAAGGAGCAGAUCUACUCCUCCCUGGACUACGGCAAGGACCUGACCAGCGUGCUGAUCUUGCAGCGCAAGCACAAGGCCUUCGAGGACGAGCUCCGCGGGCUGGACGCGCACCUGGAGCAGAUCUUCCGCGAGGCGGAGAGCAUGGUUGCGCGCAAGCAGUUCGGGCACCCGCAGAUCGAGGCCCGCAUCAAGGAGGUGUCCGCCCAGUGGGAGCAGCUGAAGGAGCUGGCGGCCUUCCGCAAGAAGAACCUCCAAGACGCCGAGAACUUCUUCCAGUUCCAGGGCGACGCGGAUGACCUGAAGGCCUGGCUGCAAGACGCUCACCGGCUGCUCUCGGGCGAAGACGUGGGCCAGGACGAGGGAGCCACGAGGGCGCUGGGGAAGAAGCACAAGGACUUCCUGGAGGAGCUGGAGGAGAGCCGAGGGGUGAUGGAGCACCUGGAGCAGCAGGCCCAGGACUUCCCCCAAGAGUUUCGCGAUUCCCCGGAUGUGACCAAUCGGCUGCAGGCGCUCCGAGAGCUCUACCAGCAGGUGGUGGCGCAGGCGGACCUGCGCCGACAGAGGCUGCAGGAUGCCCUGGACCUGUACACGGUGUUUGGGGAGACGGACGCCUGCCAGCUGUGGAUGGGUGAGAAGGAGAAAUGGCUGGCCCAGAUGGAAAUCCCAGACACCCUGGAGGACCUGGAGGUGGUACAGCACAGAUUCGACAUCCUGGACCAGGAGAUGAAGACGUUGAAGGCUCAGAUCGAUGGCGUGAACCUGGCUGCCAACAGCCUGAUGGAGAGCGGCCACCCGCGCAGUGGUGAAGUGAAGCAGUACCAGGACAACCUGAAUACCAGGUGGCAGGCGUUCCAGAGCAUGGUGUCCGAGCGGCGGGAGGCAGUGGACUCCGCCCUCCGUGUGCACAACUACUGCGUGGACUGUGAGGAGACCAGCAAGUGGAUCAUGGACAAGACGAAGGUGGUGGAGUCCACCAAGGACCUGGGGCGGGACCUGGCAGGCGUCAUCGCCAUCCAGCGGAAGCUGUCGGGGCUGGAGCGCGACGUGGCCGCCAUCCAGGCCCGGGUGGGCGCCCUGGAGCGUGAGUCGCAGCGGCUGAUGGAGUCGCACCCCGAGCUGAAGGAGGACAUUGGCAGGCGGCAGGAGUAUGUGGAGGAGCUGUGGCAGGGCCUGCAGCGAGCCCUGCAGGGCCAGGAGGCCUCGCUGGGGGAGGCCAGCCAGCUGCAGGCCUUCCUGCGGGAUCUGGAUGACUUCCAGGCCUGGCUGUCCAUGGCCCAGAAGGCCGUGGCCUCCGAGGACAUGCCCGAGUCCCUUCCGGAGGCGGAGCAGCUCCUACAGCACCACCAGGCCAUGAAGAGCGACAUCGAUGGGCACCACGAGAGCUUCCAGCAGGUCAAGGCCUCUGGCGAGAAGGUGACCCAAGGUCAGACAGACCCAGAGUACCUGCUUCUGGGCCAGCGGCUGGAGGGCCUGGACGCUGGCUGGGACGCCCUGCACCAGAUGUGGGAGAGACGCGGCCACUCCCUUGCCCAGUGCCUCGGCUUCCAGGAGUUCCAGAAAGACGCCAAGCAGGCUGAAGCCAUCCUCAGCAACCAGGAAUACGUCUUGGCUCACCUGGAGCCCCCUGACUCCCUGGAAGCAGCAGAGGCCGGCAUCCGGAAGUUUGAGGAUUUCCUGCUGUCCAUGGAGAACAACCGGGAUAAAGUCUUGAGUCCUGUGCACUCUGGGAACAGCCUGGUGGACCAGAGGAACCUGUACUCGGACAAGAUCAAGGAGAAGGUGCAGCAGAUCGAGGAGAGGCACAGGAAGAAUGACGAGAAGGCUCAGGAGGCCUCGGUUCUGCUCAGAGACAACCUGGAGCUCCAGAACUUCCUCCAGAACUGCAAGGAGCUCACUCUCUGGAUCAAUGACAAGCUGCUGACGUCCCAGGAUGUCUCCUACGACGAAGCCCGCAACCUCCACAACAAAUGGCUGAAGCACCAGGCCUUUGUGGCGGAGCUGACUUCCCACCAGGGGUGGCUGGACAACAUCGACGCUGAAGGAAGACAGUUAAUGGAAGAGAAGCCCCAGUUCACACCUCUGGUGUCCCAGAGGCUGCAAGAGUUGCACCAGCUCUGGGACAAGCUGCAGGCCACCACCAAGGAGAAGACUCAACUGCUGUCGGCUGCCCGGAGCUCUGAUCUGCGCCUGCAGACGCACGCCGACCUCAACAAGUGGAUCAACGCCAUGGAGGAGCAGCUGCGGUCCGACGACCCGGGCAAGGACCUGACCAGUGUCAACCGGAUGUUGGCUAAGCUGAAGCGGGUGGAGGACCAAGUGAACAUGCGCAAGGAGGAGCUGGGGGAGCUGUUUGCCGAGGGGCCUGCGCUGGGAGAGGAGGCGGGGGAGGCAGACUUGAGCAUCGAGAAGCGGUUUCUGGACCUCCUGGAACCCCUGGGGCGGAGAAAGAAGCAGCUGGAAUCGUCCAGAGCGAAGCUGCAGAUCAGCAGGGACUUAGAGGAUGAGACGCUCUGGGUGGAGGAGAGGCUGCCUCUGGCCCAGUCAGCCGACUAUGGCACUAACCUGCAAACCGUGCAGCUGUUCAUCAAGAAGAACCAGACGCUGCAGAAUGAGAUCCUGGGCCACACGCCACGCAUCGAGGACGUGCUGCAGCGCGGGCGCCAGCUGGUGGAGGUCGCGGAGAUCGAGUGUGGGGACAUCGAGGAGCGCCUGGGCCACCUGCAGGGCUCCUGGGACACGCUCCAGCAGGCGGCGGCAGGGCGGCUGCAGCGCCUGCGCGACGCCCACGAGGCGCAGCAGUACUACCUGGACGCGGGCGAGGCCGAGGCCUGGAUCAGCGAGCAGGAGCUCUACGUCAUCUCCGAUGAGACCCCCGAGGAUGAAGAAGGCGCCAUUGUAAUGCUUAAGCGACACUUGAGGCAGCAGCGCGCCGUGGAGGAAUAUGGGCGGAACAUCAAGCAGCUGGCUGGCCGGGCCCAGAGCCUGCUGUCUGCAGGCCACCCUGAGGGGGAGCAGAUCAUCAGGCUGCAGGGCCAGGUGGACAAGCAUUACGCGGGGCUAAAGGACAUGGCGGAGGAACGCAAGCGCAAGCUGGAGAACAUGUACCACCUGUUCCAGCUGAAGAGGGAGGCCGAUGACCUGGAGCAGUGGAUAGCGGAGAAGGAGCAGGUGGCGUCGUCUCCCGAAAUGGGGCAAGACUUUGACCACGUCACUCUGCUCCGGGACAAGUUCCGGGACUUCGCCCGGGAGACGGGGAUGAUCGGGCAGGAGCGGGUGGACAACGUGAAUGCCAUCAUCGAGCGGCUCAUUGACGCGGGCCACAGCGAGGCAGCCACCAUCGCCGAGUGGAAGGACGGGCUCAACGAGAUGUGGGCGGACCUGCUGGAGCUGAUCGACACACGCAUGCAGCUGCUGGCUGCCUCCCACGAUCUGCACCGCUACUUCUACACGGGCACCGAGAUCCUGGGCCUCAUCAAUGAGAAGCACCGCGAGCUGCCUGCGGACGUGGGGCUGGACGCCAGCUCGGCCGAGUCCUUCCACCGGGUGCACACGGCCUUCGAGCGGGAGCUGCACCUGCUGGGCGUGCAGGUGCAGCAGUUCCAGGAUGUGGCCACCCGCCUGCAGACCGCGUACGCCGGGGAGAAGGCUGAUGCCAUCCAGAACAAAGAGCAGGAGGUGUCGGCGGCGUGGCAGGCACUGCUCGAUGCCUGCACCGGGCGCCGGACCCAGCUGGUGGACACGGCAGACAAAUUCCGCUUCUUCAGCAUGGUCCGGGACCUCCUCUCCUGGAUGGAGAGCAUCAUUCGGCAGAUGGAGACUCAGGAGAGGCCCAGGGACGUCUCCUCCGUGGAACUGCUCAUGAAAUACCACCAGGGCAUCAAAGCUGAGAUCGAGACCCGGAGCAAAAACUUCAGCGCGUGCCAGGAGCUCGGCGAGUCCCUGCUGCAGCGGCAGCACCAGGCCUCGGAGGAGAUCAGCAAGAAACUGCAGCAAGUGAUGUCCAGGAAGAAGGAGAUGAAUGAGAAGUGGGAGACCCGCUGGGAGCGGCUGCACAUGUGGCUGGACGUGUGCCAGUUCUCGAGGGAUGCCUCUGUGGCCGAGGCGUGGCUCAUCGCCCAGGAGCCCUACCUGGCCAGCCGGGACUUCGGCCACACGGUGGACAGCGUGGAGAAGCUCAUCAGGAGGCAUGAGGCCUUUGAGAAAUCCACACGCAGCUGGGCCGAGCGCUUUGCCGCCCUGGAGAAACCCACCUUGCUUGAGCUUAAAGAACGCCAGGACAAACCCGUAGAGGAGCCCGGGCCUCAAGAGGAGGAAGGUGAGACGGCGGGGGAGGCGCCCCGCGUGCCCCACCGUGCAGCCACCGAGAGAACGUCCCCGCAGGGGGAAGAAGGGGGAACGUGGCCUCCGGACCUGCAGCCGCCGCCCCCGCCAGGGCAGCCCCAGGACGGCCCAGAGGAGCAAUCUGCUGCAGACGAGAGGCCCGCCACGGAGCCCCUCUUUAAGGUCCUGGACACCCCGCUGAGCGAGGGGGACGAGCCCGCCACGCUGCCAGCCCAGCGGGCCCACGCGCACAGCGUGCAGAUGGAGGGCUACCUGGGCCGCAAGCACGACUUGGAGGGGCCCAACAAGAAGGCAUCCAACAGGUCGUGGAACAACUUGUACUGUGUGCUCAAGAACUGUGAGCUGACCUUCUACAAAGAUGCCAAGAACCUGGCCCUGGGGGUACCCUACCACGGGGAGGAGCCCCUGGCCCUGAGACACGCCAUCUGUGAGAUCGCCGCCAACUACAAGAAGAAGAAGCACGUCUUUAAGCUGAGGCUGAGUAAUGGCAGCGAAUGGCUCUUCCACGGCAAAGACGAGGAGGAGAUGCUGUCCUGGCUGCAGGGCGUGAGCACGGCCAUCAACGAGUCCCAGAGCAUCCGCGUGAAGGCGCAGAGCCUGCCCCUGCCCUCCCUCGCCGGCCCCGAUGCCAGCCUCAGCAAGAAAGACAAAGAGAAGAGAUUCAGCUUCUUCCCCAAAAAGAAGUAGCAGUGGGUGGGCCUGGGCAGGUGCCGUGGCCGUGGCCGUGACCUCCCCCCGCCUGGCCAGGGCCCCACGCCGCUGCGCUGUAAUAGCUGCCUCUGCCGGCCUGGCCAUCCGAUGCCCGCCUCCACGCCCUCUGCCUCCGGGGAUGAGGGCUCCCAGCUCCUGUGGGGCCAGAAAACAGUUCCCUGAAGCGCCUGCCCUCCGCUCUCCACCCUCCCCUGAGCUGAGGGUGCACCAGUCCCCCUACACCCCACAAACGCUGGAGAUGGCAGCUGACGGGGUUCCCCAAACACUACCCACUCCCAAAGCAAAUCUUGCUUGGGGUCACUUCUGACCUGGUCACAGUCAGGGGAAGGGGAAGAGAAAGGGAGGUGGACACUGGAAUGGGGGAGCUGCCCCUCGAGGCCUGCGAAGGAGCCCUCAGGUGGGGGUCCCCAGAGCCCCAGCUCUAGGCAUGGGGCUGUUGGGGCCACAGGGACACAUGGGAUGCAGGGCCUCACAUGUGCCAGCCUCCUCCCCACUGGGCUUCACCACAGGGGCCACCGUGUCCCUUCCUCUCUGCUCCUCCUACCAGGAAAAGAAACCCAAAGAGCGCCCCCCUACACACACUGAAGGAGCCUCCUGCUGCCUGCAGUGCCCUUGGCCGCUAGCACAGGUGGAAGAGGGAGAACGCCAGUCCAUUCCUCCCGCAAAGCCGUGAUGAGAGCUGCCAGCUGAGACCCAAGGAGCAACACAUGGUCUAACCCAGCCCAGGGUUCUGCCUCUGCAGGCUGGGACCUUCCACCCAGCCCUAGCAGCAGCCAAGCCAGCAAUAUCCCCCAGCAGGGCCCCGUAGGCAGACAGUGCAGGCCCCAGUACCUAGAGAGCCAACCCCCAAGCCUACGCCCAGGUGCGUCCUGUCGAUGCUAUGGACUGGACAGGCAGCUGAGUUGAUCACCCAGCACUUCAGGGUGGCUAAUGUGGCCACACUGAGGUAGGACCACCCCCAACAGGAUACAACUAUCCUUGGACAGCUGGGACCAGAGCCAGGAAGGUGUGCUGCCCCUUGAUCUGCUUCCCCGGGACGUACCUGGUCUUGGGUCUCGGGGAGUUCACAUAGGUGCAGAGGUCCCGUCUGCGGCCACCUGUCCCCAGGCAUGGGAAGGAAACAGCAACCUGUGUCCCGGGGAGAGCCCCGCUCAAGCUAAGGUCAGACCUCCAGAGGAGGCGUCAGGGUUUCCACAAGGAUCUCCCCCACUCCCCUCUGAAAGCAAAUACAGCCACAGCCCAGCCUCUUAACUGGGGUCAGGCUGGGGGCAGCAGAUGGUUGCCCCCAGGGAAUCCAUGAAGGUCCCCCCACAGCCUGCGGUCACUGCUUCUGUCCGCUUCCACCCCACCCCGGGAAGGAGCCUGGGACACCUGGAGAUGACAUGGGCAAGGCUCAGGUGGCAGCCACAGCUAAGACGCCUUCCUGGAGCCCACAGUGUUGAUCAAACCAGGCACAGCUGAGCGAGCAAUGCCACCCUGUGGCCCCAAUGCUGUGGGCAGGGGGAGCCAGCUGCCACCACCGAGAGCCACAGGAGGGGAAGGUACCCCCCCCCCAGAGCCUGAGCUCCCCAUCCCGUAGGCAGGGUCUUCACUUGGCCUCAAUGCACAGGACCCCAAGGUGCUCUGCUCCUGUGGGAAACCUGGUGUGCAGCAUUCAGCAGCCUCUCCCUAUGCCCGGGGAAACCAAGGCAGGAGGCAUUGCAGUGACUGCACAUACCUGGCGACAAGGCAGGCUCCGUGCAUCACAGGGCACGUCCUUGUCAGGGGCGCACAGCAGAAUCCCCGCUGAAGGGCAGACCGGGGGCAGGCACCUGCUUCAACUGCUUCCCUGGGAGAGCUUGCCCGCCUGCCCUCUCCCCUCCACGUGUGCCAAAAGCACUUGAACCGAGGCGUCCUCAGCGAGCAGCCCACAGACCCGAGGAGGCGAGGGCUCCAAUGGGAGAGCUGGGGUUUCACACCCGAGGUCCCCAAGCCAGCUGCAUGUGACCCACCAUCUGUUGCCAGCUCCCCAUGCACCCAGCCCGCACCGCCAGGCCCCAGGACACUCAGCUAAGCGGACUGCUGCUGCAGGCAUCCUGCUCGGGGUGGGGUGGGGGGAUCCCUGUGCUAUGCCAGGGCUGAGCCCCCCGUGCCCUGGUGAGGUCUUCUCUUCCUCCGUAUGUUUUCUACUCAUAGUCCUUUGACAGUAUUCUCAAACUAGGUUGACACAGUUCCAGUCCACACCAGCAUAAACAGGCUUCCUCCCCAGGGCAGCUCGUCCUGGGCAUGGCCAGGUGGUCCUCUUUCCCUCUUGUCCCUGGCCUCAACUGAUGCUGGAGGAGGGUGAGGGGGUGGGAGGGUCCUCAGCUUCCCUCCCCACCCUACCUCCACUGGCACCUGUUAACAGGUGGCCUGAGAAAGACCCAGCUUCCCCCUCCACACCACUCCUCCUCCCUCUCGGAGGGCAACCAGGGUCCCCAAGGCUUCGGACAAGGGCAGAGAUCCAGAGGAAGAGGCCAGUGGGCCACACAGCUGGGCCCCUUGGACGAGUCCACUCGGGAGGAUGCAAGGGAGGCAACGCUGAGCGCAGAGCACGCGAUCUGGGGCUGGCCCUGGGGCCGGCCGGGCCUCGUCCUCCACCUGCUCAGAUGUUAACUUCCACCAACCAGAGGAAACCCUUUACUAGUUUUUCUAAUAAAUCAAUAAUGCUCCAUA